AUGCCUCCGUCGAAGCGAAAUAGAGUCGUCCCAACGUCGAAGGUGCGGAAAAACAGGAAGGAGCUGGUCCGCCGGCUUGCUGCAAAUGUUCACGAUGCCGCCGAAAAGUACUCCUACAUUUGGGUGUUUGACGUCCAAAACACUCGCAACAAUUUCCUCAAACAGGUCAGAGCGGACUUCAAUGACUCCAGGAUAAUGAUGGGAAAGAACAAGGUCUUGAUGGUGGGACUAGGACAUACAGUGGAAACCGAGUGUGUACCGGGGGUCAGUGCAUUGGAGCCGUACGUGAAAGGCGAAGUCGGUCUUCUCUUCACAGAUCAGGAACCUACACACAUCGAAGAAUACUUUGCAGAUUGGCUGAAUCAAGACUUUGCUCGGAGUGGCAGCAUUGCGACCCGGGAUGUCAGAAUACCACCAGGAGAGAUUCAUACUCAGUAUGGCGUGGAAGGCGGCGAGGAUGAUCCGUUGCCAGUCCAGAUUGAACCAACUCUCCGAAAACUAGGAAUUCCCACUCGCCUCGUCAAGGGCAAGGUGGUGUUGGAAGAGCACCCGGAGGGUUCGAUGGACGAAGAAGAGGGAUACCUUGUCUGCAAAGAAGGAGAAACGCUCGACUCAAGACAAACCUCCAUCUUGAAGAUUCUGGGUGUGCGGAUGUCUGAGUUCAGGAUCGGCCUUAGAGCUGUAUUCGACAAGAACACGUCGACCGUCAGGGAGCUCGGAGCCAUGGAAGUUGACGACACCAAGGUUUCGUGA
Cladophialophora immunda is the source of this 753-nucleotide messenger RNA. RefSeq lists its product as uncharacterized. Gene Ontology annotation, molecular function: RNA binding. NCBI's taxonomy places the organism in Eukaryota, Fungi, Ascomycota, Eurotiomycetes, Chaetothyriales, Herpotrichiellaceae. Gene Ontology annotation, cellular component: preribosome, large subunit precursor; nucleolus. Bases 1 to 753 code for a protein of 250 amino acids. The record is from RefSeq and is a predicted model, not a curated record. The transcript has a single exon. Gene Ontology annotation, biological process: nuclear-transcribed mRNA catabolic process; rRNA processing; ribosomal large subunit assembly.